AAUUUGUAAAACUGAAAAGAAGUAAAAAAUAGAAAAAAAAAAAUAAUAAAAAAAAUAUAAACCACUAAAAAGAGUAAUAAUUUUUGCGAAAUAUUUUAAAUAAAUUAAUAGUGUUGAAAAAUAUAAAUUAUACACGACUAACCGCCUAAGCCAUGGAGGUUGCCAUACCCAUUACCAACGAGCUGGAGCAACGCAUCUCCGAUGCCUUCUGCAUCUUCGAUCAUCACGGCGAUAAGCGCAUCGACAUACGCGAAGUGGGCACCGUCUUGCGCUUUCUGGGUUGUGUGCCCACAGAGCAGGAGAUAAAUGAAGUAAUUGCAGCGACCGAAAUGGAGGAAUCCGCUGGAGAUGUGCAUCUCUCCAAAUUUAUGCCGCAUGUGGCGCAAUUAUUAGCUGAAAGAAAAAUGGAACCCGCUUCGCCGGAGAAAAUUCUCGCCGCCUUUCAAAUUUUGGAUCCAGAGCAGAAGACCUACAUAACCAAGGAGUAUAUGAGCAAAAUGAUGAUGGAGGAAGGUGAACCCUUCACACAGGAGGAGCUCGAUGAAAUGCUUGCUGUGGCCAUCGAUCCCAUCACUGGCAAUAUACCGUAUGAGUUUUAUAUCAAUCAGCUGAUGCACCAACCAGCGAAUUCGAUUUAUGAGCUUGCUGCAAGAUAUUGGACUUUAAAACCGAAAGAGACAAAACGCGGCUCCAAAUGGGCCGGCAGUCGAAUUAGUAUUAGAUAAAGUUUUUUCUUUGAAAUUUAUUUAAUAGUAGAAAUAUUUCAUUUAGCAAAAAAUUAUGUAAAUAAAUAUUGUAAAAUUUACAAAAUAA
Messenger RNA from Bactrocera dorsalis (oriental fruit fly), 813 nucleotides. Its product is annotated as dynein regulatory complex protein 8. The transcript is spliced from 4 exons. Gene Ontology annotation, molecular function: calcium ion binding. Bases 153 to 725 code for a protein of 190 amino acids. Lineage: Eukaryota; Metazoa; Arthropoda; Insecta; Diptera; Tephritidae. The record is from RefSeq and is a predicted model, not a curated record.